AUGUCGUUGCCAACUAGAUUCCCGAAGAAUUUCCAGCUGGCAACUGCCACCGCUGCAUACCAAAUUGAAGGAGCCAAAGAAUUGGAUGGCCGUGGAUUCAGUACUUGGGAUGCAAUCCGCUCGGAAUACGGGCGAAUUCGUGAUGCUUCUGACCCAAAUCUCUCUUGUGAAAGUCGUCUGAAAUACAAAGAAGACAUUGCGCUUCUCGCGAAAAUCGGCGUCACGAGCUAUCGAUUCUCGAUUUCAUGGUCCCGUGUCCUUCCGAAUGGAACACUUUCUGAAAUCAGCGAAGAAGGCGUCCAAUAUUAUCGUGAUGUUUGCCUCUUGCUUCGAGACAAUGGAAUUGAGCCAAUUGUCACACUUUUCCAUUUCGAUAUGCCUCUGGCUAUCUACGACAAUGGAACAUCAUGGUUGAACAAGGAAAAUUGUGAUCAUUUUGUCAAUUUUGCGGAUUUGUGUUUCCAAAAAUUCGGGGAUUUGGUGAAGACGUGGAUUACAUACAAUGAAAUCAACAUGCAAGCAUGGUCUUCAGUUGUGAAGCUUACAGGAGAACAAUGGCUUUGUCCAGAUAGACCAGAAAUCGAGAAUCAUAAUCAAUCGCCAUACAUAGCUCUCAAAAACAUGCUUCUUGCUCAUGCGAAAAUCUACCGUAACUAUGAGAAAAACUACAAGAAGAUCCAAAAUGGAGUUGUUGGAAUCACCAACGGAGGUCAUUUCUGCUUCCCGGCUUCUCAUUCUCCAGAAGAUCAAGCGGCUUCCGAGAGAGCUCUUGACUGGUUUUUCAAGAGCACCAUUGACCCGAUUCUCUCUGAAUCUGGAGAUUUCCCAGUGUCUAUGAGAGAGAACCUUUCAUUUUUGCCAAACUUUACCGACGACGAAAAGGCAAUCCUUAAAGGUAGCACCGACUUUCUUGGAAUCAACUACUAUUUGAGUCAUGUGGUCCGAGGUGUUAGCGAUAAUGAAACCCCACCAUCGCAAUCCGAAAGAGACGGAUCAUAUGCAUUCGUUGAAGGAAAAUGGGAAAAGUCUCUAGUCACCGUGCAAACUUCAAUAAAAAAUAGAAAUUUCAGAAUCUGCGGUGAUACUUGGAUUCGUUAUGCUCCAGACGGAUUACUGGCUCUCCUGGAGUACGUCAAAGAGAAGUAUAACAAUAUCCCGGUGUUUAUCACGGAGAACGGAUGUCCAGACAUCGUUGGAGAGGAGAAGAAACCUGUGGAGGAGAUUCUGAACGACACACAUAGAAUCAAGUACAUCACUGGACAUUUGGAAGUGGUAGCGAAAGCCAUCGACGAGGGUUGCAACGUCAUCGGCUACACAUUGUGGACACUCAUGGAUAACUUCGAAUGGGAUGACGGAUUCGAAUUGAGAUUUGGGAUCUGUCGUGUGGAUUUUGAGUCUCCGGAGAAGACAAGAACCAUGAAACAAUCGGCGAAAUUUUAUCAAAAUUUUAUUCGCGAAUUCAAGAAGCAUCAUAAUCUCUUGUAA
Messenger RNA from Caenorhabditis briggsae, 1485 nucleotides. RefSeq names its product Protein CBR-KLO-2 (gene Cbr-klo-2). The record is from RefSeq and is a predicted model, not a curated record. The transcript is spliced from 7 exons. The coding region runs from base 1 to 1485 and encodes 494 amino acids. NCBI's taxonomy places the organism in Eukaryota, Metazoa, Nematoda, Chromadorea, Rhabditida, Rhabditidae. Gene Ontology annotation, biological process: carbohydrate metabolic process. Gene Ontology annotation, molecular function: beta-glucosidase activity.